CACCAAGUUGUACAUAUCUACACGACAUAAUUAGUAUAAUUUCGAUAUUAUAGUUAGAUUCUCAAUCUCGAAGGUUUUGAUGAAAGGUUGUAAUUCGAUGAAGCCUUCUGAUCACCAUAAUCUCCUCAGCCAUCUCAGGCCUUCUAGGAAGCUCAGCCAUGUUGCUCUCUUUGGAUGCCUUCUCAUCACUCUUCUUCUUGUGUGCCUCAUGAAGUCCAGUUCCAGCACCAUGGUUACAUUAAGUAUGCAACUUUCAAGCUAUGAAAAUGUUUCUCUGCCCAUGGUGCGAGAAUCAGGUGUGGUUCAACAAGAUGCAGAUCUAACAACCAAGGAAACCUCUACAGUAGCAGAAGAAGAGAAGACGAAGGAAUCAGCAUCGAGCAAUCAAACAGUGUCGCUGCAGCUAGAAUUCGACCAAAAUGAAGAUGGUGAUGACUCAAAUACAAUCGCAGACUCGAUUUUGUCAAAUUCACCUCCCGACUCAAAUGAAAAGGAAGAAGAAGAGCUGACAGAAUCCAACGGAGAGAUCCCAAGGAAGGAGAGCCGUGUGAUGUGCGACUUCACGGCUCCUCGAUCCGACACGUGUCAGGUCGACGGCGACGUCCGAGUGGUCCCCAAAUCCUCCACCAUCCUCCUGGCGUCGCCUCUCACGCGUCCGUCGCAGAACACGACAUGGAAGCUGCGGCCCUACCCUCGCAAGUGGGAGCACGCCACCAUGGAACCCAUCAAGGAGCUCACCAUCUCCCUCGCCACUGCCACCGCCGCCGACUACCAGCGCCGACAGCCACCACCUCCUCGCUGCACAGUCACCCACGCCGUCCCCGCCGCCUUUUUCUCCACCGGAGGCUUCGUCGGAAACUACUUCCACGAUUUCACCGACGUCAUCAUCCCCCUUUUCAUGACCGUCCGCCGAUUCCACGGAGAGGUCCGCUUCCUCGUCUCCGACUUCAACUACCCCUUCAUGGUCAAGUAUCGCCCCAUCCUGGAGCGCCUCUCCAAUUACCCGCCCAUCAAUCUCGACGCCGGCGACGGCGAAGUACACUGCUUCCCGCAAGCCCACGUCGGCCUCUUCAGUCACCGCGCGCUCGGAAUCGACGCCACCAAGUCCCCUGACGGCGUCUCCAUGCGCGACUUCAGGGACUUCCUAAGAAGUUGCUUCUCCCUGAAAUUACGAAGCAUCAGCAGGGGAAUUUCCCGGGGCAAGCCCAGGCUGCUGCUGAUUCUCCGGCGAGGGUCUCGGUCCUUCGUGAACGAGAGGGAGGUGAUGAGAAUGGUGAAGUCCGUGGGGUUCAAGCUGAUCACGGCGGGCCCAGAGGAGGCGCGGAACAUAUCCCGCUUCGCGCGGCUGGUCAACUCCGUCGACGUGCUGAUGGGGAUCCACGGCGCUGGGUUGACCAACAUGGUGUUCCUGCCGGCGAACGCGACGGUGGUGCAGAUUAUCCCCUGCUGCCAGUUGGCCGACGGGUGCAGGUACAUCUUCGCGGAGCCGGCGCCGGCGAUGGGACUCAAGUACGCGGAAUAUGAGAUCAAAGUGGAGGAGAGCACGCUGUGGGAGAAGUACCCGAGAGAUCAUGUCGUCUUCAGGGACCCGAUUUCGAUCCAGAAGAAGCAGGGAUUCAAUGCGUUCUGGAAUAUAUUUCUCAACCACCAAAAGGGAGAAUUGAUGCUGCCACGGAGACGAACUGAGAGGAUGAAGAUGAUGGAUCUGGAAAUGAAAGCUCUUGAUGGGUUUCUUCUUUUCUUUGUUGUGUUUUGGCUGUGGAGUACCGCCAGACCUGGGUUGAGGAGGCUUUUGAUCUUUCGGUGACUUCCGAGAUCGGACAUUUGUUUCGUCUCAGUUUAAUUAAUAUAAUAAGAAAGUUCACUGAGGAAUGUGAACUCCGCAAA
Zingiber officinale is the source of this 1887-nucleotide messenger RNA. Its product is annotated as beta-1,2-xylosyltransferase XYXT1-like. Lineage: Eukaryota; Viridiplantae; Streptophyta; Magnoliopsida; Zingiberales; Zingiberaceae. The transcript is spliced from 7 exons. The record is from RefSeq and is a predicted model, not a curated record. Gene Ontology annotation, molecular function: glycosyltransferase activity. Bases 80 to 1807 code for a protein of 575 amino acids.